AUCUUAGCUACGUCAGGAGAGGACGAGAGUGACGGGCAGCAUCUAUGCGUCUAUGGAGGCACCGAGAGUGACGCCGAUGGAGGCUCCGUCGGGGGUAUUACCGAACCUUCCCAAGCUGGAGAUAAUGGUGGCAGAGGAGCUGCCUAUCGCGGUGGAAAUGGCGGAACAACAAUGGCACGAUGAGGACACUCGCUCUCUUAUUUUGUGGAGGACCGCCAACGCCUCCUUGUUCACAGGCAGACGUCAUGCAGCUGUCAAUGGCUAUGAGAUGUACAUCGCCAGUCGGGGUCUGGAGGGCAGGGUGACCCCAACCUUCUUAAAGAAGAAGUGGGAGAACCUGAAGCAUCAGUACAAGGCGCAUAAGUACUCCAAACCUGGGGUCAGCAUGGACGGUAGCGAGACCCCCGCCACGUCCUGGAAGUGGUACAAUUUGAUGGACGAAGCCAUCGGGGGCAGGCUGUCCAUGACGCCGCCCAUCUUCAUCGCCUCAUGCUCCCAGGAUUCUAUGGCGGGCGAAGCCGCGUCCAUGCCCACCCCAGAACGCUACGAAGCCGCGGGGUCCGUCCCGAAGAGGCGGCGGGUGGACCUGGGGGACGUGCUGAAGGAAACCAUGGACAAGGACGAGCGCUUCGAGCUGGAGCUGAGGGAGAUGGAAGCCAGGGCCAUAGAGCGGGAGGAGGCCAGGGCGAGGGAGGCGGCGGAGAGGGAGGAGCGGCGCCACCGCGAGGCGGUGGAGCGCGAGGAGACGAGGCACCGCGAGGCGGUGGAGCGCGAGGAGAGGCGGCACCGCGACGCCGUGGAGAGGGAGGAACGCUUCUUCAGAGAGAUGCGGGAGAGAGACGAUAGGAGAGACUCUGCUGCGAGAGAGGAGCGCUUCUUGGCCAUCCUCGAAGCUUUGAUCCAGAAAUAACAAUCUUUGUUGUUUCUACUCGGCCAGUCAAAUGUUCUGUGUCACAUCAAUCAUCUCGUUAUUAUUCAUUACACCUUCACUACGCCACCUUUACACCAGGGACUGAGGGGAGGGCUCGUCUACUACAUGUCUUUUUUUACGCUGCUUGCCUUUUAAUCCCAAAUGUUUUGAGGCUGUCGCUUGGCAAUUCAAAGACUUUCUACAAGCUCGGGCCAUAAUAGAGCCAGCUCCCUCGGGAUCAUUCACAGGCUUCUCCUUGUACUCCUGGGCUAUUGAAUGUUUUUUCUGGACGUUUUGUGGAUAAUCUGUGGAAAUAAACUUACUGUAAAAUGACGGACUGUCCCUGGCCCGGAGUUGUGUGUCAUCCAGAGAAUGACAUCUUGCUCAAAAAGGUUCAUUAUGUCUUCUUCUUCAUAUACUUUUUCAAAUGUUCUUGUAAUCAGACCAUAUUUUCAGUUUACUACCGUAUUUUUCGGACUAUAAGUCGCAGUUUUUUCAUAGUGCGACUUAUACUCAGGAGCGACUUAUGUGUGAAAUGAUUAACACAUUAGCGUAAAAUAUCAAAUAAUAUUAUUGAUCUCAUUCACGUAAGAGACUAGACGUAUAAGAUUUCAUGGGAUUUAGCGAUUAGGAGUGACAGAUUGUUUGGUAAACGUAUAGCAUGUUCUAUAUGUUAUAGUUAUUUGAAUUGACUCUUACCAUAAUCGGCGGUCACUCGAACGAGUAUGACAAUCCUCCUGGUAGGGGUGUAUCCCUUUAUGGAGGAUGCCUGUGCGUGACUUUGUUUAACGUGGGGAGACUGGUGCACAGACAGUCACCACACGAUCCUUGACAGAAUCGGGUCAGGGUCCAUAAUAUGUUACGUUAACAUACCAGGCACGUUCUCAGUUGGUUAUUUAUGCCUCAUAUAACGUACACUUAUUCAGCCUGUUGUUCACUAUUCUUUAUUUAUUUUAAAUUGCCUUUCAAAUGUCUAUUCUUGCUGUUGGAUUUUAUCAAAUACAUUUCCCCCAAAAGUGCGACUUAUAUAUGUUUUUUUCCUUCUUUAUUAUGCAUUUUCGGCCGGAGCGACUUAUACUCCGAAAAAUACGGUAUGUUACUGUUCUUGUGGAGGGAAAAAAAAACAUAUAGAAAAAUGUAUCUCUAUUCUUACUUGCUGGUGUAGAAAAAAUAAAAUUGCCUGUAAAAUAGAGGAAGAAAUUUACGAUUUUUGUGCAUUAUUUUAAAAAAAAAAAAAAAUGACAUACCGUAUUUUUCGGACUAUAAGUCGCAGUUUUUU
Messenger RNA from Entelurus aequoreus (snake pipefish), 2189 nucleotides. Its product is annotated as MAP7 domain-containing protein 1-like. Bases 53 to 910 code for a protein of 285 amino acids. The record is from RefSeq and is a predicted model, not a curated record. NCBI's taxonomy places the organism in Eukaryota, Metazoa, Chordata, Actinopteri, Syngnathiformes, Syngnathidae. The transcript is spliced from 4 exons.